AUGUCUUCAUUCUUCCGCAGUCCAUCUCUGGUGUAUGGCGCCGCCAUCGGCCUCCGCGUCAUCCUCCUCUUCUACGGAGCCUGGCAAGACGCAAACUCCCCCGUCAAAUACACAGACAUCGACUAUAUGGUCUUUACCGAUGCAGCACGCUACGUCUCUCGCGGUGACUCCCCCUACGCCCGAGACACGUACCGCUACACGCCUCUGCUGGCAUGGAUGCUCCUCCCAACCACGUGGGCAAUCCCGGGCUUCUUCUCCUUCGGCAAGGCGCUCUUCGCCCUGUCUGACGUCGUGGCGGGGUGGCUCGUUGCGAAAUCGCUCAUCUUGACGCAUCAGAUGAGUCCCGAGCGCGCCCUCAAGUAUGCGAGCUUCUGGCUGCUGAACCCCAUGGUUGCGAAUAUCAGCACGCGCGGGAGCUCCGAGGGGUUAUUGGGCGUGCUUGUCAUUGCGCUGCUUUGGGCAGUCUUGAAUCGGAGGAUUACCCUUGCGGGCAUCUUGCUUGGUCUCGGUGUACAUUUCAAGAUCUACCCAUUCAUCUAUGGCGUUUCGAUCAUUUGGUGGCUUGACAACACCAAAACCAGUGCCAGCACCUCGGAAUCUCGGGCAGCCGAACCCAAAACCAACCCCAGCACCACCACCACGACCCCUGUCACGGCGCAGAUCCUCGCCUUCAUCACCCCGUGUCGCAUCCGGCUCACCGUAGUCUCCCUGCUCACAUUCGCGGCCCUCAACGUAGGCAUGUACCUGCGCUACGGCACCCCGUUCCUCCAGCAUACAUACUUCCACCACCUAACGCGCAUCGACCACCGGCACAAUUUCUCGCCGUAUAGCACGCUGCUCUAUCUCUCUGCUGCCGCUGAUGGUACCGAGGGUGGUGUUGAUGCGAGUGGGAACUUCGAGUCCCUAGCCUUCAUCCCGCAGCUCCUCCUCUCUGUCGUUCUCAUCCCGCUCGUUCUAGGGAAGAAGGAUCUGCCUGGGACGAUGCUAGCGCAGACAUUUGCGUUUGUGACGUACAAUAAGGUUUGCACGAGCCAGUAUUUCCUCUGGUACUUAAUCUUCCUCCCCUUCUACCUCCCCACUUCAUCGCUCCUGCAGAAGCCGAGAUUGGGUCUUCUGGUUGCGGCGCUGUGGGUUGCUGGUCAGGCUCUCUGGCUGCAGCAAGCCUUCUACCUCGAGUUCCUGGGCGUCUCAAGUUUCGUCCCGGGGCUGUUCCUCGCGUCGCUAGGGUUCUUCGCGGUCAAUGCGUGGAUUUUGGGCAUUAUUGUUGCAGAUGUUGGGAGGGGGUGA
Messenger RNA from Aspergillus calidoustus, 1287 nucleotides. NCBI's taxonomy places the organism in Eukaryota, Fungi, Ascomycota, Eurotiomycetes, Eurotiales, Aspergillaceae. The record is from the annotation of a GenBank genome assembly.